CUCCUCCACCUUACACCGUCGCCCGCAAGGGUGCGUCAAGACCCCAGUGCGUUCGUUCUUCCACCUUCGACCCCUCCCAACUCCACCCACGCCCACAGCUUUUUGACAUCCUCAUCCACCUGCUACCUACGGCGCCCAUUCCACUUCCUCGACUCUACUGAUUGUAGCUGUAGCAUCAGCUCCAGUCCGUCCCACCAACACCUUUUUAUUGCCAUCUCAACCCACACACAUUGCAUUGUAUUCCUACUAGUUCGGUUCAGUGUGCGUUUGUGGUGCUCUUCAAUAGACAGUGUUUGAGUUGGACCGUCGCACCAUAGAACGGCCCACGGGGCAGCCCUGCCGCCGUCGUCGGUGGCCUUUCACUACUUCUACCUCCCACCUUGCCAACCUACCCACCCGCCACCACAACCACCACCACCACCACGACGACCGUCACACCCUAGCCAGGCACUACCGGCCCUUUACCCUAUUUUCACCCUUCAAACCAUUUCCUGCCAUUAUCGUUCAACACUGGCGAAAAUGGCGGGCCCGCAAUAUUCUAUAGAGCAACUACAGCACCUUCGGGAGUCUCCGCUGGUCAAGAAGCCAGAUGAUCUGCCCUCAAUCAGCCAGUGGAUGGACGUCCCCGCUGAUUCGGGUAAUGAGAACCAUAACAACGUCAGCACCAAUGCCGCAGGCGUGGCUGCUCGCCGCCCGCGGGCAAACGUUCGGGGAGGUGAUGCCGCAGCUGAAGCGCUCAACAACCCAAUGGGCCAGUUCGCCCGGCGACAAAGCAUGCAGCCCGGCGAAGAUACUGUUCUCGGCCCACCCAAGUUCAAUUUCGCUUCUGCUACCCGCGCCCACAAGCACAAAGACUCUGCCACUGCAAUUACCUCGACGGAUGGCGAACAUCUAGGCGACCGCUUCCCCAAAGCCGACCGCGCCGAGCGAUGGCGAGACCGCGAGGGAGACCGCAAUAGAGAGAAGGGUCACCUCAACGGCCGGAGGGCUGCGCGAGAAGACGGAGAGAGCUGGACCGGCGCCGGUAUGAAAGGACGUAAGAGUUUGGGUCAAGAUGAUUUUGACCGGGGGUUCGGUCGCAACGGCGAUCGCGACGCUGACAAUGGAGAUGGCUCCGUACGGCGAGUAGGCAACGCACGCUGGGGACGUCGAGAGGAUACCACUGCGAAAGACGGUGACAAUGCCCGCUUCGGUGCCGCUGGUCAGGGCGGUUGGCGUGAUCGAGAGCGCAAUCGCGAACGUGAGAAGGAUCGCGAUUGGAACCGUGGUGGCAACAAGGAAGAAGAUCCCGAGUGGAUGGAUGCACCUAUAGAGAAGAAAGAGUCAAAGCAGCACACUCAAGAAGACUUCCAGCGAUGGUUGGAACAGAGCCGAGCCAGCAAGGGCGGAAAGGUUCCAGUUGAGGAGCGCGAGGAACCUCGAGCGGACGUGGGUCAGGCGUUGGAGGAAAUACCCGCGACCGUGACUGAGCAGACUGCAUUGAAAAUGGCCGUUAAUACUCCCACGCUGGAACCAAACCUUGGCAACAUGUUCGGUACUUGGGGCAAGGAAAAGCCUGCGGAAUCAAUGUCUGCAGACCCAGCUCCUCCAAAAGCCAAGGCAGUUCAGAAAUCCAGGUUCAUGACCAUGUUUGCGAAGCCAGAGGAGCCCUCCGCACCCUUACCCAUUCCUUCAGCAGCCCCUUCGUCGCCAGGCCCCGUCCCUGAAGCCAGUGCUGAUCAGGAAGGCUUCAAUCGGAUCCUCCAAAUGCUUGCGACUCACAACAUCGCUAGUCCUUCUGCGGCUUCUCCAGCACCAUCUCAGCAAACGAAUGAUACGCGGCAAGGCGGCGUCGCGCUGGACUUCCCACAUUAUUCUCCUCCGCCUCAAGAUGUUCAAAAGCAGAGGGCGCCUCCUCCGCAGCCAUCUAGAACCACCGAGCAGCAAGCUUUGAUAGAGAACAUUUUAAGUCAACGGCAUAUCGCUCCAGAGAGCAGACCCCCACAACAAGGUAGAAUCAGCAGUAUGUCGCCAGACAAUGGAUUGAACGAGCUCUUUCGAGCUCCGAGGGCAGAACCCAAAUUUCUUGGCGACGAGUAUCCAAUGCAGCAGCCUCCGAGGAACCACAACAUGCAGGAUCCCAAUCUUGCGGCUAUUCUGAACAACCGCCCCCGGGAGGAUGCCAAUCGUGAACGGGAGUCGAAGGAAUUCCUUCUCACCUUGAUGCAGCAACCCCGCAAUACUCCUCCGCAAAUGCCCAAUCACAACCUGCCUCGUCAACAAAUGGAAUCUCAGAACCUAGCAUUCUUUGAUCAGCCUGGACAGCAGCGUCUUCAAGGUCAACCGAAAGGCCGCGGUGGACCCCCACCUGGCUUCAUGGAAGAUCCGCGCCUAUUCGAAAACGAAAUGUUGCGUCGCGAGGCUGAGCACCGCCAACACCAAAUGCGUGAAUUCCAACAGCAAGAGGCCAUGCGCAACAAGAAUCGUGGGAUGCCAAUGGGAUUUCCGGGGCAAGAGGACCCUGCAAUUGCAGGACUACAGCGUCGUAACACGGCCGGUGAGAUCCCUCGCCAAUUGACCAACAUGGGAAUACCGUCUCAACCUCAUCCUGAAAUGCCGUUCAUGGGUGGUGGUCGCCAGCCAGGAAUGCCUCCCACACCGCAAGAUCGUCCUAACAUUGCGCCUCCACCUGGUUUUGGUAUGAGGCAACCCCCGGGGCUUGGUCCGCAGCAGCAGCAAAUGGGACCCGUGCCGAGCUUUUCAGCAGGCAACACUCCGCUAGGUCAUCCACCUGGAUUUCCCCCUCCACCGCCGGGUAACAUGGCUCGUCCUAAUUUCCCCGGAGGGCCUCAAGGAGGAGCUGGGAAUGGUAUGCAAGGCCCGCCUCCCCCGAUGCAAGGCUACUUCCCACCACCGGGAUACGGACCACCGCCGCCAAUGCAGAUGCGUGGCGAUGAGCGGAUGAUGUUUGAGCCGCAAUUUGGCGGGGGACCGGGUGGGCCGAGGCAACAGCAGCCCGGUCGUCCGGGACCUCCUCCGAACAUGUACUAG
Periconia digitata is the source of this 3030-nucleotide messenger RNA. NCBI's taxonomy places the organism in Eukaryota, Fungi, Ascomycota, Dothideomycetes, Pleosporales, Periconiaceae. The record is from the annotation of a GenBank genome assembly.